Molecule: messenger RNA, 4289 nt
Organism: Alligator sinensis (Chinese alligator)
Lineage: Eukaryota; Metazoa; Chordata; Crocodylia; Alligatoridae
Gene: CLCN4
Product: chloride voltage-gated channel 4
Exons: 13
Coding region: 145-2487 (780 amino acids)
Biological process (GO): chloride transport; transmembrane transport
Cellular component (GO): synaptic vesicle; early endosome; membrane
Molecular function (GO): voltage-gated chloride channel activity
Source: RefSeq, a predicted model, not a curated record
UCCUCCCUAUGACAUCAUUGGUGUUGCAGCCAUAGCAGUAAAGAAAGGAUGCUACCAAAUCUGUGGGAUUGGGCUAAAUGAUGUUGCAUUGCAGAAGCUGUUGAUGCUUCUCAUCCUUGGCAUUUCUGGUCUGCAGAUCAGGAAAUGAUGCCCCAACUUGCAGUGACUACAAUACUUGAGCAUCCCAGGGCAAAAGAUACUAAUAUGGUUAAUACAGGAGAUAUGAAUGGUUCUGGCAAUCUGAUGGAUUUUCUGGAUGAACCUUUCCCUGAUGUUGGGACUUAUGAAGACUUCCACACCAUUGACUGGCUAAGAGAGAAGUCCCGUGACACCGACAGACAUAGAAAAAUUACAAGCAAAAGUAAAGAAUCCAUAUGGGAGUUCAUCAAGAGCUUGUUGGAUGCCUGGUCAGGAUGGGUGGUGAUGCUUAAGAUAGGACUUCUGGCAGGCACUUUAGCUGGAGUUAUAGAUUUAGCUGUGGACUGGAUGACAGACCUGAAAGAAGGUGUCUGCUUAUCCGCAUUUUGGUACAGCCAUGAGCAAUGCUGCUGGACAUCUAAUGAAACCACAUUUGAAGACAGGGGCAAAUGUCCCCAGUGGCAGAAAUGGUCUGAGCUUCUAGUUAAUCAGUCUGAGGGUGCAAGUGCUUACAUCCUAAACUAUUUUCUCUACAUUAUGUGGGCUCUAUGUUUUGCUUUCCUGGCAGUCUCCCUGGUAAGGGUGUUUGCACCUUAUGCCUGCGGUUCUGGAAUCCCAGAGAUAAAAACCAUCUUGAGUGGCUUCAUUAUUAGGGGCUACCUGGGGAAGUGGACACUCUUAAUCAAAACUGUUACCUUGGUGCUGGUGGUGUCUUCUGGCCUCAGCCUCGGAAAAGAAGGUCCAUUAGUACAUGUAGCUUGUUGCUGUGGUAAUUUCUUCAGCAGCCUCUUCUCAAAGUACAGCAAGAAUGAAGGAAAGAGGAGAGAGGUGCUUUCAGCUGCAGCUGCUGCAGGAGUUUCUGUUGCCUUUGGUGCUCCAAUUGGCGGUGUCCUUUUUAGUUUGGAAGAGGUUAGCUAUUACUUUCCCCUGAAAACCCUCUGGAGGUCAUUUUUCGCUGCUCUUGUGGCUGCCUUUACGCUGAGGUCCAUCAAUCCAUUUGGAAACAGUCGACUGGUCCUUUUUUAUGUGGAGUACCAUACCCCCUGGUAUAUGGCUGAACUUUUCCCAUUCAUUCUUCUUGGAGUCUUUGGAGGGCUAUGGGGAACACUCUUUAUCCGUUGCAAUAUUGCCUGGUGCAGGAGGCGCAAGACCACCAAACUUGGGAAGUAUCCAGUGCUAGAGGUCAUUGUGGUAACUGCCAUCACUGCCAUCAUUGCCUAUCCUAAUCCGUACACCAGGAGAAGUACCAGUGAGCUGAUCUCUGAACUUUUCAAUGACUGUGGUGCUCUGGAGUCCUCACAACUUUGUGAUUAUAUCAAUGACCCAAAUAUGACCAGACCUGUAGAUGACAUUCCUGACAGGCCUGCGGGUCCUGGCGUCUACACUGCAAUGUGGCAGCUCGCCCUGGCUCUGAUUUUUAAAAUUAUCAUCACAAUAUUUACUUUUGGCAUGAAGAUCCCUUCAGGCCUUUUCAUUCCUAGUAUGGCGGUAGGAGCUAUGGCUGGAAGAAUGGUUGGAAUUGGAGUGGAGCAGGUGGCCUAUCACCAUCAUGACUGGAUCAUCUUCAGGAAUUGGUGUAGGCCAGGAGCAGAUUGUGUCACUCCAGGACUUUAUGCUAUGGUGGGAGCUGCGGCAUGCCUAGGUGGAGUUACAAGAAUGACCGUCUCCCUGGUGGUGAUUAUGUUUGAGUUAACUGGAGGCCUGGAAUACAUUGUUCCUCUAAUGGCUGCCGCUGUAACCAGCAAGUGGGUAGCAGAUGCCUUUGGAAAGGAAGGGAUCUAUGAGGCACAUAUUCACCUGAAUGGUUACCCAUUUCUGGAUGUUAAGGAUGAGUUUACACACCGAACACUGGCAACAGAUGUCAUGAGGCCUCGGCGUGGUGAGCCUGCCCUCUCUGUCUUGACACAGGAUAGCAUGACAGUGGAGGAUGUGGAGACAUUAAUCAAAGAGACUGAUUACAAUGGCUUUCCAGUGGUGGUUUCAAAAGACUCAGAGCGCCUCAUUGGAUUUGCACAGAGACGAGAAUUGAUUCUGGCAAUAAAGAAUGCACGACAGCGUCAGGAUGGAGUAGUGAGCAAUUCCAUUGUGCAUUUCACAGAAGAUCCCCCAGAGCUCCCACCCAACAGCCCUCAUCCUCUGAAACUACGGCGCAUUCUCAACCUGAGCCCUUUCACCGUCACUGACCACACACCGAUGGAAACAGUGGUGGACAUCUUUCGGAAACUUGGACUACGACAGUGUCUUGUCACUCGCAGUGGGAGGCUGCUGGGCAUUAUAACUAAAAAGGAUGUCUUGAGACAUAUGGCUCAAAUGGCAAAUCAGGACCCUGAAUCUAUCAUGUUUAACUAGGCUGGUAAGAGGAGAUGGAAAGAAAUAACUUUGAAGGAAUCUCUUCCAGAGUAAUGUAAAAGCUACGUAUGGCAUUUCAUUUUGUUUAAAGAGGAAAAAAAAGUGUGUGAGGACAGGCCCAAGCCAUGACAGGGGAGUAAAUGCAGGAUGGCACUUAAUUAAAUCAGGUAGGCAAUUCUGAAACUAUACAGCUGCAAAAAUCAAGCUGUGUUUCCUUAAUGAGUUUCCUAAUAGCUCGGUUGGCAUGGAUGGAGGAGGUGUAACUAAUAUGGUGUGUGGCAACAACCAGCCAGGGGCACCAGAGGAAUACACCAACAUUCACAACAACUCACUAGACAGAGAUGAAGACUAGAAAACAUAUUUAUAAGUAAGCGAGCUUUGAGGUCUAAACUAGAGAACUGAGUGUGUAGGAGUCAUGUUGAUUGUUUUGUUACUGAAGUCAUGGUUAUUUAUUUGCUACAAAAUUAUACGGAAGUAUUUUCAUGAGAAAAAAUCAUCCUAUUUAUGGAGAAAUUUGUCAUUUCCAUCUAUUUUUGUAAAAAGUAAUGUGAAAUUAAAGUGGAAUUAAAGCAGCAAGAAUGCACUUUAGUUCACCACCCCCUUACCCUCUUGUCCUUUGCCCCCUGCUUGAAGCCAUUCUACUUAAAUACCAGUAGUUCAGUAAUUCUGUCACUCAGCUCUCUGUACCUAGUGUUCAAAUGCAGCAACUAACUGAUUUGUAAAGGUUCAUUAUUUCUCUAUGCAAGUUUUGCAUUUUUUGGUACUGUAUUUAGUAUUACGUAAUUUACUAUUACCCUGGAGAGAGUGCAAAAGUCCAUGGGAGAGAUGUGUAAAAGCACAGAGGAAAGAAACCCAGCUUCCACUGACUCUAAAUGAGAGUUGGGUGUUUCUCCACAAUGUCAACAAAAGAAACAUUUUUUUCCACAGACAAGAGAAACUCUGCAGUGUUUUCUGUCUCCCAUUUAACUUCUUAUCCUUUAAUUGGCAACUGUCUGCAUUUGCUAACAGGUUACUUUUGUUUACCCUAACAGGACUAAAAUUGCCACUUUUUAAGGCAGCUUGUGCCAUGUAUAGAAUUCCAGUUGCAACCCUCCACAGCACCCUGUUUGGACAAGGGGUCAGAAAAGCAGUUAAUAUUUUGCUUUUGCUGUUGUCGUUAUCCUCUUUUUCAAUUAACUUCACAUAAAUGUAGGUUUAAAAGCUCAUGGUAGGAAAGAGAUCUGUGUACAUUAGGGUGACAAUGCUAAACCUUCCAAAGUUGAUGCCAGGGUAGAUGCAAAAUGUAGGCAUUUUGGCUCAAAAUCCCAUUUUGCCUAAAGACAUCUAACUGCCAAUUGCACAGAUAUCAGAUCCUAUUCCCAUCUGUGGGACUAAAUUUGUCCUUAUGGGCAUGCGUGGAAGGGAUUCUCUAGAGCCAUUUAUACUCUAUGGUUAAACAUUUUCAGCUGGGAACGUAUGUAUCUCUCUAAAAGGCCCUAAAAGUAUGGUCAGAGAAAAAAAAUGGGAUGGGUAGGGUGGAGGGAAGGGGGUUGGAUUCUCUCUCAUACCUUUCAGCAUCCAGUAGCCCUAGAGGUUAGGCCACUAGCCCAGAGAAAGGUGCCCAUCACCCUGAGGAGAUUUGAAUUCAUGUUUCCCACUUUUCAGGAGAGUGCCCUAAACACUGGCUGUGGGCUAGAAAGGGCCAAUUGUAUCCUCCAUCUAACUCAUAAAAGCUGGCCAACCAGGGGGAUAAAUGAAGCCAGAGGAAAAGAAAAGCAGGAGAGUCCUGGUUCUGUGGCUUUAAUGGAUAAACAGUGCCCUGG